AUGGCAUCAUCAUCACCUGUGAAAAAUUACAAAAUAGGGAAACCCGAAUCCUACAGCUGUAAUAUCUGCAGUUCGCAAUUCAGCCGCGGUGACCACCUCACUCGUCACUACAGAUCACACACGAAACAACGACCUUUUGUCUGUCCAGUGUGCUGCAAGGGAUUUGCACGUCGCGAUCUCAUGACAAGGCAUAAGGCCAAGCAUGUUCAUGGCACACAGUCAUCAGCUACUGAAUCUUCAACGGAUGGAUUCAGGUAUCGGGUUUCUCAAGCAUGUAAACGAUGUGCGGCUGCCAAGUUGAAAUGCACCGAUGAAAAGCCAUGUCCACGAUGUAUCAAGAAAUCAGUCCCCUGUGAAACAAGCCAAAGCUGUCGAACAGGCGCCGAAGAGCCUGGGCAUCAUGCCCCCGACAAUGAUAAAGACACUGCCGAUACGCUUUGGACUAUGGCGAGCUUUUUUGAUAUGGGUGAUCAGGCCACUGAACCCGCCUCGACUGGAGACCUAACUGGCGUGCAGUAUAUGGACUUUUCCUUUCUAGAGGAGAUGAAUACGGCGAAUGAGACAAAUAUAUCGGCCCCUGAGCUACCGAGUAACACACACCCUUCUAUUAUGCCAAUCAGCUCACAGGCGUACAUCACCUCAUCCGUGGCUCGGGCGUGGGUACCUCUGUCCACUGAAAAUGGGAGUAUGGAGCGAGCAAACCUAGCUUUGGCCGGUGAUAUCCACGAGCCACCCACAAAGGGGAAUCUUGAGCAUGUCUCCCUACAGCUUAUCGCUCCUGCUGCUCGAGACCGCAUUCUGAAUAUGGUCUUCACGGCAUAUCCAGAAAAGACUGGGCAGAUUGUUGAAGGUUUCCCCUCCGCUGAGAUUCUGUCCAAAUUGGUGUACAGAUAUGUAAGCCAACGUAAGGUCAAGCGUGUUGAUGACUUCAUUCAUCUUCCUACUUUCGAUUGGAAGAGCCGACGCCCAGAGCUUCUUGCGGCUAUGAUCGCGAUGGGGUCAAUAGAUGGCCCCUCCGCUGCUGUGAGGAAAUUCGGAUAUGCACUGCAGGCGACUGUGCGACGUGCCACCAUCCAGAGGUACGAGGAAGACCAUGCGAAGAUGCGAGACAUGGACCUCGCUCAGGCAUACAUGAUUCAACAAUAUAUUGGUUUUUUCAGCGGCAUAUCUCGUAAAAUCGGGUUAGCCGAAAGUUGCUCUAUGAUCACUUCGACUAUUAUUUCUCAAGCCCGGAUGCUCUUGCAGGGCCCCGAAAGGACCGUCGAAGCUGUCCUGGCUACAGACUCUAUCGAGCAACUUGAUCAUAUCUGGCGCCGUUGGUGUCAGCAAGAGUCCAUUCGCCGCCUCAUCUACUAUUCCUACUCGUUGGACUCCCAGGUCUCUAUCACCCGCAACCUCAACCCCAUCCUCCCAUACACUGACAUGGAUUCGUCCCUGCCGUGCCCGGAUGCGCUCUGGCACGCUGACUCGCCAGCCUCCUGGAGACAGGAGCUCCUCGAGAAAACAGCAACACAGCCGACAUCAUUACGGGAUUUACUACAGUCACCUCGACUACUCAAGACAUGCGCACACUGUUUAGAUUCACCGUUCGUGCAUCUGGUCUACGUGAGUGGACUCUGGUCAAUAAUACAGGAAUAUCGUCGGCUUAGCUGCAUUGCUAGUAGCUCUAGCGCCUGGAACAACCUAGUCCUUAUGUCUCGGCACAGUGAACUAAAAGCAAUGCUGGAGCGAUUCGGCAAAGAGAGCACCGCCGUUCGAAGAAAGUCCCCUGAGGUGGAUCUGCUCUAUAGCUUGGUGUCUAUGCACCUACAUGUUUCCUUCAAGGAUCUCCAACCCAUGGGUAGCAGCGGAAAGGGCGAAAUAUGCAACCAUGAGGAUCCAGCAGCGAGACAGUACGCACUGGCAUGGAGAAAAGAUGCGGGCUCGUGGUUCACGAUCUGGUUCGCUGGACAGGUCGUACGGGCUGCAAAGGCGUUUCGUCCAGAGACGUUAUGUGAUGUCUAUUCGAUUGGGCUUCUGCAGGCCACAGUCGUACUCUGGGUAUACGGAAACCUCAGCGACGGCCAGAUCGCCCCGUCUCGGGGGCCUCCGAUAAUUGAGUUAAAUGAGACAGAUCCGGCGGGGCUGGAGAACUAUCUCUGUUACGGGGAGGGUCAGCCGGGGUUGAAUGUUUGGUCGCGAGGUUUUGUUCCGCUAUCUAAUUCACGGUCAAUCGUGGAGGCUAUUCAAGGUAUUAUCCAGCGGAACUGGCAGCACGCCUCUUUUCCCUCGGGCACCGAUGAAGUCUAUCAGGUGCUUAGUGACUUGCAAACGUGCUCCUCGAUUCAGGGGUAG
This is a messenger RNA of Aspergillus pseudotamarii, 2334 nucleotides long. RefSeq lists its product as uncharacterized. The record is from RefSeq and is a predicted model, not a curated record. Bases 1 to 2334 code for a protein of 777 amino acids. Gene Ontology annotation, biological process: regulation of DNA-templated transcription; DNA-templated transcription. Gene Ontology annotation, molecular function: DNA-binding transcription factor activity, RNA polymerase II-specific; zinc ion binding; DNA binding. The transcript has 4 exons. NCBI's taxonomy places the organism in Eukaryota, Fungi, Ascomycota, Eurotiomycetes, Eurotiales, Aspergillaceae.